CCCGGCCGCGCGGCCCGCCGGGGCCAUGGCGAAGAAGAGCGCCGAGAACGGCAUCUACAGCGUGUCCGGCGACGAGAAGAAGGGCCCCCUGAUCGCACCCGGGCCCGACGGGGCCCCGGCCAAGGGCGACGGCCCCGCGGGCCUGGGGGCGCCCGGCGGCCGCCUGGCCGUGCCGCCGCGUGAGACCUGGACGCGCCAGAUGGACUUCAUCAUGUCGUGCGUGGGCUUCGCCGUGGGCCUGGGCAACGUGUGGCGCUUCCCCUACCUGUGCUACAAGAACGGCGGAGGUGUAUUCCUUAUCCCUUAUGUCCUGAUCGCCCUGGUUGGAGGAAUCCCCAUUUUCUUCUUGGAGAUCUCGCUGGGCCAGUUCAUGAAGGCCGGCAGCAUCAACGUCUGGAACAUCUGCCCCCUGUUCAAAGGCCUGGGCUACGCCUCCAUGGUGAUCGUCUUCUACUGCAACACCUACUACAUCAUGGUGCUGGCCUGGGGCUUCUAUUACCUGGUGAAAUCCUUCACCACCGCACUGCCCUGGGCCACAUGUGGCCAUACCUGGAACACUCCCGACUGCGUGGAGAUCUUCCGCCAUGAAGACUGUGCCAAUGCCAGCCUGGCCAACCUCACAUGUGACCAGCUUGCUGACCGCCGGUCCCCCGUCAUCGAGUUCUGGGAGAACAAAGUCUUGCGGCUCUCCGGGGGGCUGGAGGUGCCAGGGGCCCUCAACUGGGAGGUGACCCUGUGUCUGCUGGCCUGCUGGGUGCUGGUCUACUUCUGUGUCUGGAAGGGCGUCAAGUCGACAGGAAAGAUCGUGUACUUCACCGCUACAUUCCCCUACGUGGUCCUCGUCGUGCUGUUGGUGCGUGGAGUGCUGCUGCCUGGCGCCUUGGAUGGGGUCAUCUACUAUCUCAAGCCUGACUGGUCGAAGCUGGGGUCCCCUCAGGUGUGGAUAGAUGCUGGGACCCAGAUUUUCUUUUCCUACGCCAUCGGCCUGGGGGCCCUCACAGCACUGGGCAGCUACAACCGCUUCAACAACAACUGCUACAAGGACGCCAUCAUCCUGGCACUCAUCAACAGCGGGACCAGCUUUUUUGCUGGCUUUGUGGUCUUCUCCAUCUUGGGCUUCAUGGCCGCAGAGCAGGGCGUGCACAUCUCCAAGGUGGCGGAGUCAGGUAAAGACCCCACCCCUUAGCCCGGCCCCCAGGCUGCAGCCGCCCUCCUAACGUACCAUGUUCAUGAACACACACACACGCAAAGAGGCAAGUCUGGGAGAUGAGAGAAGCAUGCACUGGACCCGUUGCGUCGUCCGUCGCUCUGGACCAGAGGAAGGCCCGGCUGAGCAGCUGUUUGGGGCCAGCUCAGAGCCAGAGCCUUCGUGGGCCAGGCCACACGGAGCCUGGAGCUCCCAUCCACCCAUCCCCAGGGCCUUGGCCUAUGGCCCUCACAUUCGUGAGGCGAACGUGAUCAACCACCACACUACGGAAACUGAUCGCCCCUCACGUUUGCCAGAGGGUUGCCCAGGGAGAGGGCCUUUGCGGGCUUCACAGGGACCCGUGACCGCAGC
Neomonachus schauinslandi (Hawaiian monk seal) is the source of this 1558-nucleotide messenger RNA. Its product is annotated as sodium- and chloride-dependent creatine transporter 1. The record is from RefSeq and is a predicted model, not a curated record. Lineage: Eukaryota; Metazoa; Chordata; Mammalia; Carnivora; Phocidae. The transcript is spliced from 7 exons. Gene Ontology annotation, cellular component: plasma membrane. The coding region runs from base 26 to 1186 and encodes 386 amino acids. Gene Ontology annotation, biological process: neurotransmitter transport; sodium ion transmembrane transport. Gene Ontology annotation, molecular function: creatine:sodium symporter activity.